This is a messenger RNA of Mustela erminea (ermine), 8876 nucleotides long. It is a transcript of the gene CENPE, whose product is annotated as centromere protein E. Gene Ontology annotation, cellular component: microtubule. Gene Ontology annotation, molecular function: plus-end-directed microtubule motor activity; microtubule binding; ATP binding. NCBI's taxonomy places the organism in Eukaryota, Metazoa, Chordata, Mammalia, Carnivora, Mustelidae. Gene Ontology annotation, biological process: microtubule-based movement; mitotic cell cycle. The record is from RefSeq and is a predicted model, not a curated record.
CAGCGUUUGGGAAAUUUUAAACUUAAAGGCGGGGCGACCCGUGCUCUCCGAAACCCAGAAGGUAGAGCGUCUGGGCCAGUUCUCGGGGGUCUAACCGAGCAGGAUGGCGGAGGAAGGGGCUGUGGCGGUCUGCGUGCGGGUCCGGCCGCUCAACAACAGAGAAGAAGCUCUUGGAGGAGAUAACCAAGUUUACUGGAAAACUGACAAUAAUGCUAUUUAUCAAGUUGAUGGCAGUAAAUCCUUCAAUUUUGAUCGUGUCUUUCACAGUAAUGAAACUACUAAAAAUGUGUAUGAAGAAAUAGCAGUACCAAUCAUAGAUUCUGCCAUACAAGGCUACAAUGGUACCAUAUUUGCCUAUGGUCAGACUGCUUCAGGAAAAACAUAUACCAUGAUGGGUUCAGAAGAUUAUUUGGGAGUAAUACCCAGAGCAAUUCAUGACAUUUUCCAAAAAAUUAAAAAGUUUCCUGACAGGGAGUUUCUCUUACGUGUAUCUUACAUGGAGAUAUACAACGAAACCAUUACAGACUUACUCUGUGACACUCAGAAAAUGAAGCCUUUAAUAAUUCGGGAAGACUUCAAUAGGAAUGUGUAUGUGGCUGAUCUCACAGAAGAAGUUGUUUACACAUCAGAAAUGGCUUUGAAGUGGAUCACAAAAGGAGAAAAGAACAGACAUUAUGGAAUUACAAAAAUGAAUCAAAGAAGCAGUCGCUCCCAUACCAUUUUUAGGAUGAUUUUGGAAAGUAGAGAGAAAGGGGAACCUUCCAAUUGUGAUGGAUCCGUCAAAGUGUCCCAUUUGAAUUUGGUUGACCUUGCAGGCAGUGAAAGAGCUGCUCAAACAGGCGCUGAAGGUGUGCGACUCAAGGAAGGCUGUAAUAUAAAUAGAAGUUUAUUUAUUUUGGGACAAGUGAUCAAGAAACUUAGUGAUGGACAAGUUGGCGGUUUCAUAAAUUAUCGAGAUAGUAAAUUAACACGAAUUCUCCAGAAUUCCUUGGGAGGAAAUGCAAAGACACGUAUUAUCUGCACAAUUACUCCAGUGUCUUUUGAUGAAACCCUUUCUACUCUACAGUUUGCCAGCACUGCCAAAUAUAUGAAGAAUACUCCUUACGUUAAUGAGGUAUCAAGUGAUGAAGCUCUCCUGAAAAGAUAUAGAAAAGAAAUAAUGGAUCUUAAGAAACAGUUAGAGGAGGUUUCUUUAGAGACUCGGGCCCAGGCCAUGGAAAAAGACCAGUUGGCCCAACUUCUGGAAGAAAAAGAUUUGCUUCAAAAAGUACAGAUUGAGAAAAUUCAGAACUUAACACGGAUGCUGGUAACCUCUUCUUCCCUCACAUCACAACAGGAGUUAAAGGCUAAAAGAAAACGAAGAGUCACUUGGUGCCUUGGUAAAAUUAACAAAAUGAAAGACUCAAAUUAUAUAAAUGAAUUUAACAUGUCAACAAAUGUAACAAAAACACGUAAGGCGGCUGUAAACGUAGUGGGGGAAAUUGAUGAAUCUUUCUGCUCAGAGUCUGAUAUUUUCAGUAAUACUUUUGAUACAUUAAAUGAGACAGAGUGGAAUCCGGCAACAAAGCUACUAAGUCAGGAAAACUUAGAAAGUGAGCUGAAUUCACUUCGUGCCAACUAUGAUAAUCUGGUAUUGGACUAUGAACAACUAAGACGAGAAAAUGAAGAAAUGGAAUUAAAAUUAAAAGAAAAGAAUGAUUUGAAUGAAUUUGAGGCCCUUGAAAGAAAAGCAGAGAAAGAUCAGGAGAUGCAACUAAUUCAUGAAAUUUCCAACUUAAAGAAUUUAGUUAAGCAUGCAGAAGUGUAUAAUCAAGAUCUUGAGAAUGAACUAAGCUCAAAAGUAGAGCUGCUUAGAGAAAAGGAAGACCAGAUUAAGAAGCUACAGAAAUACAUAGACUCUCAGAAGUCAGAAGAUAUGAAAAUGGACUUGUCGUACUCAUCAGAAAUCACUGAAGACCUAAGACAAAUGAAACAGACUUUGCUUGAUGCUGAAACUGUAGCCCUUGAUGCCAAGAAAGAAUCAGCCUUUCUUAGAAGUGAAAAUCUGGAGUUGAAAGAGAAAAUGAAAGAACUUACAAGUACAUACAAGCAAAUGGAAAAUGAUAUUCAGUUAUACCAAAGUCAACUGGAAGCAAAAAAGAAAAUGCAAGUUGACCUGGAGAAAGAACUACAAUCAUCUUUUAAUGAAAUAACAAAACUCACCUCCCUUGUAGAUGGCAAAGUUCCAAAAGAUUUGCUCUGUAAUAUGGAACUGGAAAGAAAGAUUACUGACCUCCAGAAAGAACUUAAUAAAGAAGUCGAAGAAAACGAAGCUUUGCAUAAGGAAGUUAAUUUGCUCUCAGCAUUGAAAUCUUUACCCUCAGAAGUAGAAAUGCUGAGGAAAGAGAUGCAUGAUAAAUCUGAAGAACUUUGUAUAAUAACAUCAGAAAGAGACAAAUUGUUUUCAGAAGUAGUUCAAAAGGAAAGUAGAAUUCAAGACUUACUUGAAGAAAUUGGGAAAACUAAAAAUGACCUAGCAACUACCCAGUUGAAUUACGAAAACACUGAUCAAGAAUUCCAAGAUUUUAAAAAUCAUCAUAUUGAAUUUGAGCAAAAGUAUAAGAUGGUCCUUGAGGAGAAUGCAAGAAUGAAUCAGGAAAUAGGAAAUCUCUCCAAACAAGCUCAAAAACUCGGUUUAAGUUUGGAUGCUUUGAACACAGAGCUUGCUCCCAAAUCUGAAGAACUUCAGCCAAAAACAACUGAGAGUCAAAAAAGUUCAAAUGAAGUGGAAGAGCUGAAGGAACAAUUAGAAAAUAGAGAUUUGAGGCUGCAAACUAUGGAAAAGGAAAAAACAAUGAUCGCUGAGCAACUUCAACAAACUUUAGCAGAAGUAAGAACCUUAACCCAAGAAAAAGAGGACCUAAAACAACUCCAGGAGAGCCUGCACAUUGAGAGGGACCAACUCAAAAGUGACAUUCAGGAUACUGUAAACAUGAAUAUAGAUACCCAAGAACAAUUAAGAAAUGCUCUUGAGUCUUUGAAACAACACCAAGAAACAAUUAACACACUAAAAAUGAAAGUUUCUGAGGAAACUUCCGGGAGUUUGCAUACAGAGGAGAACCUAGGAGAAAGAGAAACUAAGGAUGAAUUCCAGGAAAAGAUGGUUGAUACAAAUAAAAAACAGAAUUUGAAAGCUAAAAAUACUCAAGCACUGAUUGUGAAUGUUGAAGAUAAUGAGCUAACUGAGCAACAGAGAAAGAUGUUUUCUUUAAUACAGGAGAAAAAUGAACUGCAACAAAUGUUAGAGAGUAUUACAGCAGAAAAGGAACAAUUACAGACUGACCUAAGGGAAAAUAUUGAAAUGACUAUUGAAAACCAAGAAGAAUUAAGAAUUCUUAGAGAUGAACUUAAAAAGCAGCAAGAGAUCAUCGUACAAGAAAAGAACCACACCAUAAAGAAAGAGGAAGAGAUUUCUAGGACCUGUGAGAAAUUAGUAGAAGUUGAAGAAAAGCUAAAGGAAAAGAGCCAACAACUACAAGAAAAACAGUUACAACUUCUUAGUGUACAAGAAGAAAUGAAUGAGAUGCAGGAAAAGAUGAAUGAAAUGGAGAAUUUGAAGAAUGAAUUAAGAAACCAAGAAUUAACAUUGGGACGUAUAGAAAUGGAGAGGCUGGAGUUGGCUCAAAAGCUCCAUGAAAAUUAUGAGGAAAUGAAAUCCAUAACCAAAGAAAGAAAUGAUCUAAAGGAAUUACAAGAAUCAUUUGAAAUAGAGAGAGAGAAACUUAAAGGAUACAUAAAAGAAAUCGAAGAUACAGGUCUAGAAACAAAAGAAGAACUAAAAAUUGCCCACGUGCAUCUUAAAGAACAACAAGAAACUAUUGACGAGCUAAGAAAAAACAUUUCUGAGAAGGCAGCUCAAAUAAUAAAUAUUCAGAAGCGUUUAGAAAAAUCCAAUACUGAAUUACAAGAAAAGAUCCCAGUGCUUCCUGAGGAACAGGAGCUACCGCGUAAUGUGAAAGAAGUCAGUAGUACUCAGGGAACAAUGGAUGAAGUGGAGCUGUUGGAAAAGCAGUCCAAAGCCAAGGAGUCAGUGACACCGGCAGGCACAGAAAUAGAAAGGAUCGAGUUGACUGAAAAACUUCCAGAAAGUCAUGAAGAAACAAAAUCUCUGACUGAGGAAAGAGACAACCUUCAAACGAUAAAAGAAGCGGUUCAGGUUGGACAAGAUCAGCGGCAAGAAGACAUUAGAGAAACGUUGGCUAAAGAUUCGCUUAAGAUCCAGGAUCCUCAAGACAAACAAGAUCAGUCCUUCAAUGUGAAAGAAAAGUAUGAGGAGGCUGAGGAAAUUCUGAGUGAGCUGGAGCUACCGCAAGAGCAGCUCGAAGCUAGAGAGGCGGUACUGCCACGAGCCGGCGUGGAAAGGCUCGAGAUGGCGGAGGGGCUGCGAGAAGGUCUUCAGUCUGAAACUCACCAACUCAAAGAAAACAUGCGAGAAAUGACAGCUAUGUACCUGGCAACUGAAGAGGAACUGAAAGUUGCUCGUUGUCACCUGAAAGAACAGGAGGAAACUAUUGAUAAGCUGAGAAUGAAUCUUUCCCAGAGGGAAACUGAACUCUCCAGCCUUCGAAAGGAAUUACAAACAACUAAUAAUGAAUUACAGAAAAAGAUCCAAGAGCUUCAUGAGAAACAGGAACAAUUUAUUAGCACCAAAGAAAUCACUGAGAUGCAGGAAAAAAUGAGUGAACUGGAGCAAUUAAAGGAGCAACUCAAAGUCAAAGAUUCAUCAUUGCAAAGUAUAGAAAGUGAGAGGCUCAAGUUGACUGAGAAACUUCAGGAAAGUCAAGAUAAAAUAAAAAUUAUAAUUAAGGAAAGAGAUGAACUGAAAAGGGUGCAGGAGAUUCUUCAGAUGGAGAGAGACCAACUCAAAGAAAACAUUAAAGAAGCUGUAGCUGAAGAGUACCAACAAACCGUUAGUAUGAGGAAUAUUUCAAAGAAGACAGAACAAAAAGCAAAUAUUGAAAGAGAUGCAGAAAAUUCAGAUGCUGAAUCACAGGAAAAGAUUCCAGAACUUCAGGAAAAAGAACAUCAGCCUCUUAUGAUGAAAGCUGUCAGUGAGACUCAGGAAAAAAUAUGUGACGUGGAAUACUUCAAGAACAAGUUUGAGACCCAAAAGUCAAUUCUGGAAAAUACAGAAAUGGAGAAUGUAAGGUUAACUCAGAGACUUCAUGAAAACCUUGAAGAAAUGAGAUCUGUUAUCAAAGAAAGAGAUGAUCUUAGGAAUAUAGAGGAGACUCUCAAAGUAGAGAGAGACCAGCUCGAGGAAAACCUGAGAGAAACUGUAAUUAGAGAGCUGGAAAAACAAGAGGAACUAAGAAUUGCUUAUAUGCAUGUGAAAGAACACCAGGAAACUAUUGAUAAACUCAAGGGCCUUGUUUCUGAGAAGACAGAUGAAAUAUCACAUAUACAAGAGGAUUUAGAAAACUCAAAUGCUGCCUUAAAAGCACAGAUCCAAGAGCUUCAGGAGAAGGAACAUCAACUUCUGAAGGUAAAAAAUUAUCUCAGAGAAAAUAUGGAUCAAACAGAGCAAUUGAAGAAGCAAUUAGAGACCCAGAAUUCAACCCUGGAAAGUGUAGAAACCGAGAAGUUAAGGUUAAGUCUGAAACUUCACAAAAACCUUGAAGAAAUAAAAUGUGUCACUGAGGAAAGAGAUGGCCUCAGAAGUGUGGAGGAAACCCUUAGGAUGGAGAGAGACCAGCUCAGGGAAAGCCUCAGAGAAAAAGAAACUAAAGACCUGGAAAAACAAGAGGAACUAAGAAUUGCUUACAUGCAUGUGAAACAGCACCAGGAAACUAUUGAUAAGCUCAGAAACCUUGUUUCUGAGAAGACAGAUGAAAUAUCAAAUAUACAGUUGGAUUUAGAAAAUUCACAUGCCAAAUUACAAGAAAAGAUUCAACAACUUAAGGCAAAUGAACAGCAACUUUUUAAGUUAAAGGAAGAUGUCAGUGAAUCACAGAAGAAAAUGUCUGAAAUGGAGCGAUUGAAGAAACAACUUAAGACCCAAAGUUUAACUCUGGAUAAAAUAGAAAUGGAGAACUUAAAUUUGGCUCAGAAGCUUCACGAAAACCUUGAAGAAAUGAAAUCUGUAAUGAAAGAAAGAGAUAAUCUGAAAUUGGAGAGAGACCAGCUCCAGGCAAACCUACAGGAAACGAUAAGUAGAGAUUUGGAGACACAACAAAAACUAAAAAUUGCUCAUAUGCAUUUGAAAGAACACCAAGAAACUAUUGAUAAAUUCAGAGAGAGAGUUUCAGAAAAGACAACUCAGAUUUCAAAUAUUCAAAAGGAUUUAAAUAAAUCUAAAGAUGAGUUACAGAAGAAGGUAUGUGUUGUUUGUUCUAAGAAACUUCAUAAAAGCCUUGAAGAAAUAAGAAUUUUAGCUAAGGAAAGAGAUGAGCUAAGGAAGAUAAAAGAGUCUCUCAAAAUGGAAAGAGACCAAUUCAGAGAAAUCUUAAGAGGAAUGAUAGCUAGAGACCAACAGAACCAUAAAGAGGUAGUAAAAUAUGAAAAACAGUUACAAUGUAAUGAAAAACACUACCUCACAGAAAGCCUGAGAGAAAAGUGCUCUAGGAUAAAAGAGCUUCUAAAGAGAUACUCAGAGAUGUAUAAUCAUUAUGAGUGCUUAAAUAGACUAUCCCUUGACUUGGAGAAAGAAGUUGAAACCCAAAAAGAGCUUUCAGCUAGAGUAAAAGCAAACCUCUCACUUCCAUAUCCACAAAUCAAACAAAUUCAAAAACUUCUCACCGCAAACCAAAGAUGUUCAAUGGAAUUCCACAGAGUCAUGAAGAAACUUCAGUAUGUGUUAAGCCAUGUUACAAAGAUAAAGGAAGAACAACAUGAAUCCAUCAAUAAUUUUGAAGUGGUUUUUAUUGAUGAAGUGGAAAAGCAAAAUGAAUGGCUAAUUAAAAUACAGCACCUUCAACAAGAUUAUGAUGUACCAACCAGAGAAUUAACAGACCUCAAGUUGAGCCAGAAUAUGGAUCUACAUAUUGAGGAAAUUCUCAAAGAUCUUUCAGAAAAUGACUUCCACUGCAUAAAGACUGAAUUUCAGCAAGUGCUGAGUAAUAGGAAAGAAAUGACCCAGUUUUUGGAAGAAUGGUUAAAUACUCAUUUUGAUAUAGAAAAGCUUAAAAAUGGCAUCCAGAAAGAAAAUGAGAAGAUUUGUCAAGUGAAUAACUUCUAUAAUAAUAAAAUAAUUGCUAUAAUGAAUGAAUCUACAGAGUUUGAGGAAAGAAAUGCUGCUAUAGUCAGAGAAUGGGAACAUGACCUGAAAUCAGUGAAAGAGAAAAAUGAACAACUAUUCAAAAACUACCAAACUUUGAAGAUGUCCCUGCCGUCUGGUAUCCUUGUUCAUUCUGCUACAGAGGACAAUAAGAAUCUUCAUGUUACAGCAAGAGCCACACAUGCAGAGAAAAUUCAGGAGCUGGAAACUUCACUGCGUGAAGCUAAGGAAAGUGCUAAGUACAAGGAAAGCAAGAUUAUAAAGAUGCAGGAAGAACUUGAGAUGACUAAUGACAUAAUAGCGAAACUUCAAGCACAAGUUAAUGAAUCAAAUAAAUGCCUUGAAAAAACAAAAGAAAUGAUCCAAGUACUUCAGGACAAAGUUGCUUUAGGAGCUAAGCCCUAUAAAGAAGAAAUUGAAGAUCUCAAAACGAAGCUGGUGAAAAUAGACCUAGAGAAGAUGAAAAACGCUAAAGAGUUUGAAAAAGAAAUUACUUCUACAAAAGCCACUGUAGAAUAUCAAAAAGAAGUUAUAAGGGUAUUGAGAGAAAAUCUGAGAAGAAAUCAACAAGCCCAAGAUACCUCAAUUGUGUCAGAAUGUACGGACUCUCAGCCUUCAAAUAAACCCUUAACUUGUGGAGGUGGUAGUGGCAUUGUACAGAGCACAAAAGCUCUUAUUUUAAAAAGCGAAUAUGUACGGCUAGAAAAAGAAGUCUCAAAGUUAAAGCAGCAAAACGAACAGCUAAUAAAGCAAAAGAAUGAACUAUUAAGCAAUAAUCAUCAUCUUUCCAAUGAGGUCAAAACAUGGAAGGCAAGAAUCCUUAAGAGAGAGACUCAAAGAGAAGUUAGUUGUGAGAAUUCUCCACAGUCUCCUAAAGUGACUAGAACACCUACCAAAAAGAGGCCACAUACACCUUCUCAAUGCAAGGAACGGAAUUUACAAGAUCCUGUGCCAAGGGAAUCACCAAAGUCGUGGUUUUUUGACAGCCGAUCGAAGUCUUUACCAACGCCUCAUCCAGUUCGUUAUUUUGAUAACUCUGGUUUAGGCCUUUGCCCAGAAGAACAAACUGCUGGAGCAGAGAGUGUGGGUCCUCAGCCAGCUCCAUGGCACACCUCCUCAGGAAAAGAUGCACCCGAGUGCAAGACACAGUAGACUCCUUUCCUAUUGCUUUUCUGGGGCCCCAGCAUUCCCUGCUUGGACAUGACUGUUUAUUCCUUCAUGUGCCUGUCCCUGGCAAUGUUAUCACAGCCCAGCUUAAUCUCAAUUCAGUUUUCUUUUUGCCACUUGAAAUCGAAGAUGAAGGAACAGAGAUUAAUGCCUUCCAGUAAUUUAGAAUGGUGGUAACAAUAUCUUCUUGAAUGUGGUAAUACUUUAGAAGUUGAAUUGUUGUAUUUAUUUAUAUAUUUUGUAAAGAAUAAAAUUAUUGAAGGAAUGUUCCAGUCUUUCCAUGUAUACAUAAAAUGUAUUCAUUUUUAUUAAUGUAAUGUUAUCCACAUAUGACUUAGAUAAUUCCAAGGCAUGAUGCAUACAUUAAAGUGUCAUUUAAUGACAGAAUUAUAAGCUCCUUUUUAAGUACCUUGAACAUUCAAUAAAUGUUUAAUUAGUGGUUCUGAAUCACAAC